This is a messenger RNA of Heterobasidion irregulare TC 32-1, 1473 nucleotides long. RefSeq lists its product as uncharacterized. Lineage: Eukaryota; Fungi; Basidiomycota; Agaricomycetes; Russulales; Bondarzewiaceae. Bases 1 to 1473 code for a protein of 490 amino acids. The transcript is spliced from 6 exons. The record is from RefSeq and is a predicted model, not a curated record.
AUGGCCCUGCGGCGAACUGUCGAAGUUGAACUCGGGAACAGGCGUCCUUCAAUCUCACCGAAAGGAAAGCCCAAGUUACCAAUUUGUGUUCGACCCAGGAUACAUGGAAGCCAACCACCUCCAUUUGGUCAUACAGGACGAGGGGAUGCGCGUACAUGUGAUAGCGGUAUGAACCUCCCGCCACCAUCGCCGCCACCGCCCGUGUUCGGCUGCUCGUCACCGCCGCCACUGCCGGCAUCGUCGGCGUUGGGCGUGCGCCCACGAUCAGUCGAUGAGAGAGGCGCAGCGUCGGAGGCGCGUAGGGGUCAGCAUGGGCGCGACGGUGUGCGCGGCGUCCGCCCCCGCCUCCGUGUCGCCGCCGUGAGGGCCGAGAGGCACGAGGCGGCGGUCGAGGUUGAGGCUGAGGUCGAGCGCAAGCUCGCGCGAGGAGGAGUCGUGGUGGUCGAUGAGGCUGCCGCUGAGCGGCGCGUGUGGGAGGUGGAUGCUUGGCAUGCGGAGCGGGGGCAUCGGUACGCCGGGCACGCGCUGGCGCUUACGGUUCUGGUCCGUGGACUAGUGACGCGUGAGCAGCGGCGUGCUAGGGAGCGGCAGCGAGCCGUCAUCGUCGUCGUCGUCGUCAUCCAUGUUGAAGUACGACUCCUCCUCGGCCCCCUGGCGGCGGAGCUCGAGCGGCUGGCUGAGGCUGUGCACACGUCCGUGCGUCAGUACCGAGGAGAUGAAGUGGAUGAGUGGAUGGGCGUGUCGAGGAGACGAGUGUGGGUGGAUAUGAGUCGCAGGCAAAAGCGGGCAUGUGGACCUAAGGGGACGAGGGCGGAUGCGGGAUCGACAGUCGAGCGGGCCGAGCACUUGCGCUCGCGAGUGCCCAUGGCGUCGAGCAAGGGGUCCGGGCGUUUCAAUCGGGAGUCCGGGCAAUGCAGACAAUGUGCAGAGGAGGCAUGGACGAUGCGAGCAAGUGGGCGUGGUGUCGAGGCAGCGUGGGCGCGGGGUCGUUGUCGGAGCAGGGCGCCGCCGCCACAGAGACUGUGGAUGGCGCCGAGCAAAGAGAUGGCAGUGAGCGUGGGUGUGGGCAUGCCGUUUGCGCGGCAGCCCGCCACAUCACACUACAUCAUUCAGGCGACCCUCGCGUGCAGAGGGCGUGAAGGCGACCUCCUCAAGGCCUGCUUCCGGAACAGCGCACUGAUUAGAACUCCAACCCGUCGGCGACUGGCCGCGCGACGUGCAUGCUCUCCCCCCACAGAAGGCGCCGAGACCAAGGUGGCUAAGCUCCGGUCCUCUAACAUAUCCACCUCGACGCGUCGGACCCUCAACUUCAUCCGCGUCGUCAAUGACUCGGCCGUCGAGGUCCUCGCAAACGACGCCACCGCGCUCACGGCGCGUGCACUCAUGGCUCGCAUCUUCCAUCAGGGCAGGCUUCCUCAUACCGCGCUCCAGCGUCAAUGCGCUACGAGCGCAUCGAGGUAUAGGAGGGCCUGA